This is a messenger RNA of Coregonus clupeaformis (lake whitefish), 720 nucleotides long. Its product is annotated as insulin-like growth factor-binding protein 5. Gene Ontology annotation, cellular component: extracellular region. Gene Ontology annotation, molecular function: insulin-like growth factor II binding; insulin-like growth factor I binding; fibronectin binding. Gene Ontology annotation, biological process: regulation of insulin-like growth factor receptor signaling pathway. Lineage: Eukaryota; Metazoa; Chordata; Actinopteri; Salmoniformes; Salmonidae. The record is from RefSeq and is a predicted model, not a curated record. The transcript has 4 exons. The coding region runs from base 93 to 692 and encodes 199 amino acids.
GGGAGAGGGAGAGAGAGAGAGAGAGAGAGAGAGAGAAAGAGAGAGAGAGAGAGAGAGUGAGUGUGGAUCUGAACCUGAGACCUGGACAGAAAAUGCCUCUCCUUUCUAACUUAACGACCAUUGUCUUGUUGCUGAUUGCUCACUGCGGAUCUUCGACUCAGGCUAACCGCUUGGGCCCCUACAAGGGUUGUCUCUCAUGUAAAGAACCAGGUCGGUCCCCCCGCGACCAUAUUGGGCAGGCAGGCAGUACAUCCGUGUUGGCCCAGGGAGAGCCCUGUGGUGUGUACACCCUGAGCUGUGCCAAGGGGCUGCGCUGCGUGCCUCUUCCUCGGGAACACAGCCCUCUCCAGGCUCUGUUGCAGGGCAGGGGCUUCUGCACCAAGCACAGCAGGACCAGUCCCACGGAGAGGCCCCACCCCACAGGUCCACAUCCUUCGCAUAGUGGUGAAAUAGAAAAGGCACCCUGCCGUAAGCUGCUCAAUAGUGUUCUGCGUGGUGUUGAGCUCACUAUCUUCCUGUCUGAUCGUGACAUCUAUAUCCCCAAUUGUGACACUCUGGGCUUCUACAGGAAAAAGCAGUGUCGUUCCUCCAAGGGUAUACAGCGUGGCCUCUGUUGGUGUGUGGACGAGCUGGGUACCGCUUUGCCCUCAGGUGCCAGUGAAGACGGCACUUUACCAUGCGAUGGAGAUUGAGGGAGGUCUCUGUCCCACAACUUUGAGC